AUGUCGAGCCAGCCUCUCCUCCAAACUGCCCCGGGCAAGCGCAUCGCCCUGCCCACCCGCGUCGAGCCCAAGGUCUUCUUCGCCAACGAGCGUACCUUCCUGUCAUGGCUGAACUUCACCGUGAUCCUGGGUGGUCUGGCCGUGGGCCUUCUCAACUUUGGCGACCGCAUCGGCCGUAUCUCCGCGGGGCUGUUCACCAUCAUUGCUAUGGCGGCCAUGAUCUACGCGGUAGUGACGUUCCACUGGCGGGCGCAGAGUAUCCGGCGGCGCGGACAGAGCGGCUUCGACGACCGAUUUGGGCCGACGAUCCUCGCGAUUGCCUUGUUGGCGGCUGUCGUUGUCAACUUUAUCCUGCGUAUCCGCGACACUCAGCUCAACUGA
Molecule: messenger RNA, 381 nt
Organism: Penicillium canariense
Lineage: Eukaryota; Fungi; Ascomycota; Eurotiomycetes; Eurotiales; Aspergillaceae
Product: putative vacuolar transporter chaperon Vtc1
Exons: 2
Coding region: 1-381 (126 amino acids)
Cellular component (GO): fungal-type vacuole membrane; vacuolar transporter chaperone complex
Source: RefSeq, a predicted model, not a curated record